This is a messenger RNA of Anguilla anguilla (European eel), 2451 nucleotides long. RefSeq names its product docking protein 2-like. Gene Ontology annotation, cellular component: cytoplasm. Lineage: Eukaryota; Metazoa; Chordata; Actinopteri; Anguilliformes; Anguillidae. The transcript is spliced from 5 exons. Gene Ontology annotation, biological process: positive regulation of MAPK cascade; cell surface receptor protein tyrosine kinase signaling pathway. The coding region runs from base 109 to 1368 and encodes 419 amino acids. The record is from RefSeq and is a predicted model, not a curated record.
GAACUUGUGGCAUCAGUCAUUCACAGGCAGUCCCAGCUGUAGUUCUGGCGCUGAGGAGGAACAGGCAGGUUAGUGAGGGGGUCAGAGAGAGGCCCUGUGGAAGGCACCAUGGAGGAAGAGGUGAGGAAGAGUGGGAUACUGUAUCUCCAGCAGCAGAAGUUUGGAAAGAAAUGGAAGAAGGUGUGGUCGCUGGUGUACGGGGACAGCGGCUGCUCCGUGUCGCGGCUGGAGCUCUUCGAGUGCCGGGACGACGCGGAGCGGGCCGAGCUGAAGCGCAGCAAGCGCGACAGCAGGAAGGUGAUCCGCAUGAGCGACUUCGUGCGCGUGGCGGAGAAGAAGGCGACCGCGUGCCCGCGGGGCUGCGGCACCUUCCUCGUGGAGACCGCCGGGAAGAGCUUCCUCUUCGCCAGCGAGACGUCGGAGCUGGGAGACUGGAUCCGGACGCUGUGUGAAAUCGCCUUCCCACAGAUGAACCAAGGCCAGGGUGAGGCCUUUAUGACCCCAAGUGUCCAGGACUCUGGGAUGGUGGAUAAUGACAUCUACUGCUCGUCAUCAGCACUGAAGGAGUUCCAUGUCAUGGUGAAGAAGACUGAGGCCUCUGUGAGAUGCAAGCUGAAUGGACCCUUCGUCCUCAGGGUGGAUCCAAAAGCCCUGCAUCUCCAGGACCCCCAGUCCAGGGUCAUCAGUUUCUCCUGGCCUUACCAGUACAUCAGGAAGUUUGGCCUGACCAUGUCCUGCUUCACCUUUGAAGCCGGGCGCAAGAGCGAUUCGGGCGAGGGCCUCUUCGAGCUCCAGACCACGCAGAACAACAAGAUCUUCCAGGCCGUCGACACGGCCAUCGGGCUUCAGAGCAAAGGAGACGGACGCCCGGCCUCGAACCCGGGCCCCGCCCCCGGCUGCCGCCCCAUCGCCGCGGACGACGACGAUGGCGACGGCCUGUACAGCAAGGUCAAAAAGACGAGGAGGCCUCGGGCCAAGGUGGAUGCGCUGCUCGCCGGGGUGGAGGACCUGGUGCUGGAGGACAACGCGUCCGUCAGAGACUGGGGCGGGGCGAUGGCCGGCCGCCCGCUGCCCCCCCCGGCCCCCGAUCCGGAGCCUUCGCCGGUCAGCAAGGCGCGCCCCGGCAGCCAGGAGCUGUCUGAGGCGGAGCCGGACUACGAGGAAGUGGACGCUGGCCCCAUGGCCCCCGGGUCACAUUACCACAACGUUGACCAGGUCAAAGGUCAAGCCUCGAUCGUUGGUGGGGCCGCGGACCCGUGCAACCCUGGCGUCAGCGAGAACCGCGGUCCCAGGCAGCUGAAAAGAAUGCUGACCAACCCCUGUUAUCAUUACGAUGAGGUGGACGCAGGCCCGGUGACACACCUGUGAAGAACAGACCAGAGAACUCUGACUGGACAUGUCAAAAGUGUGGCUCAUUUGUUUUGUCCUAUUGUACUUUUAUUGAAUGGUGGCCUUCAAGCACUGAAGCGUCAUGGGAAGGGGUUGCCAUUCCAGGAGGCUUUUAGAUAAGAUGCACACAAAAGACUAAAGCCAUAUGUAGACAAAUGUCAUUUUUGUUCCUCUACUUGAUUAAUGAUGGCAAAAAACAGUAGCCCAGCAUUCGAGCACCCAAAAAAAAAAAAAAAAACUCAACAGGAAGUGCAGGUUUCAGAGAUAAAACCAUGUCUGUCACCUCGGCCUUGCUCACCCGGUCCAUCACAACACUCUUUCUGAAGGACCCUACAAUGGCAUGUGUGCAUCUUUGAGCCGGGUCUAUUGUCUGUGUUUCUGGAAGCUUCCAAGGAUUUUGGGAGAUGGCACUUCUGCGCCCCUGCCCCCGCCACCCAGUGUUCCGGGGACAUGUUACACAGAUAGAAUUCGCCGAUCUGUGUCUAACCUGAAUAGAAUAAAAUGAACAGGCUUUUUAGGGGACUGUCUCAAAUUGCAUGGUUGACCUUGGAAAGUUGGUGUCAGUCAGACACGUGGCAGCGGUGGGUCACCUGACACCGAAGGAAUGGCCUUGUUUUCACUUCCUGUUUCACAGAUAAGGAAUACUGAAGGGCGUUGGGCCCUUUCGAUCAAUAAAAGCAAUUAUAGGAGAAGUAAGAAAAACCUCACUGUCAAGUGACCUUUAAUACAGGAGAGAUAGAGAAAUAAAGGAUGGAUUUGGCCAGUCCAAAUCCUAAUUGUUCCGUUGGAAGAACAGUCUCAGUCAAAGAGGCCUUCUGGUCAGAACCUAAAUCACUGUUACUCUGGAAAAAGAACGUUAACCAGAAUCAUUGCUUUAAAUGUCCAGCUCUCUGAAUGGACAACAUUUCAAAAUCCAAUCUAUAAGGGGUGCAGAAAUCAUGUGUAUAUACAUUUUUUCACUUCAUCUUUUUGUUUACACAUAUUUACAGUAAUGUUCUUCCAGCUGUGUGCACUGCAAAUGUUUCGUAAUUCAACAACCAAUAAAAUUUGUUUAAAAAUCGA